AGUAUUUGAAUGGCACUGGAGUUUUGAGUUUGUUGUAAAUGCGUGUGUGUGUGUGCGGAAAAAAAACAAAAAGCAUUGGAAUCAUCUUUUGACUUUAGAUCUAUGUGUACAACAUUUGUGACGAUGAGACGUAUAGUUUACAUUAAGUUAAGGAAUUCAGUGCAUCAAAAGUUUUUUGAAAGAAUAGGCAUUUUGAAGAUUGGCGUGCUGUUUUAACAAGAUGGACGAGGCAGCCGUUUGUUUGGCCGACGUGAAUUUUAGAGAUCCUCUGACUGUCUGUACCAGAAUCUGCUUAGUAGGAGAUGUGAGAAAGGAUUCCAAGACAACUGUUGCAGCAGAGAAAUUUGGCAUCCCUGUUGUGGAAUCAGAUAGUGGUAGUGAGUUCCUAAAUGAUGGAACGUGUGACACAGUUUUCAUUACAAAUGAUUUCUCUGGGUCUGCGUUUGAAGCUAUUCAUCGAUCCGAACAGAGGAUUAUGGGACCUACUGCACUACAAGAGUGUGCUGAGAAAGGUGAUACAUUACCGCACAAUACAAGACCUCUCUAUUGUCACGCAAUGGCCGGCCUAGUCGUAUGUUUUACAGGCUUCAGAAAAAAGGAUGAACUGAACAGAAUGAUAACAUUAAUUCACAAUAUGGGAGGAAGCAUAAGAAAAGAUAUGGUUGCUAAAGUGACACACCUAAUAGCUAAUAAUUGUGGAGGAGAGAAGUAUCGUUAUGCUGUAACUUUCAGGGUCCCAAUCAUGUCUGAUACGUGGGUCUACAAAUGCUGGGAACAGAGGGAUAAAGUAGGAUUUUCUGCAGUAUCCGAUGAAAUGAUGUGCCAUAAGAUGAAACCAUUUGUGGGCGCUCGUGUUUGUUUUUAUGGGUUUCCAGAUGAAGAAAGACAGCACAUGACAGAGAUAUUACUACAAAAUGGUGGUGAAGUAACCGAUGUGGAAGAUGGAACAAGCACUCAUGUUGUUGUGGAUGAAUCAAAUGUACAAAGCGUUCCUGACCUGACCAUUAAUGCUCCAAUUGUCAAAGCAGAAUGGUUUUGGAAGUCUGUACAAAAUGAAGCACAAGCAGAUGAGAAGGAACAUCUGUUUGAAGACUACUUAGAAACAGCUCAGAGUCCAGCAGGCUGGCGUACCUCGCAGGGUACUCCAUCUUCUACAGCUUCUGUUCGUGCAAGGAAGCGGAAACGCUUAAGAGAUGUGGCAUCACGCCUACUGCAACAAAAUGAAUCUCCAGCCAUUCACAAAAGGAGAUCAUCAGUCAGUGAUGCGGGUCUACUCAGUAUGAGUGGAUCAUUCCUUGACUCAUGUUCUGCAACACCUGACAAACAAGAUGAAGUUGAAGCUGUGCUUAGUGAGACACCAAGAAAAAAUUUAAGCCCUCGUCAACAAGUAUUCUUCGAGCUUCUGCAGACAGAGUCAAAUUAUGUGGGAAUCCUUGACACUAUCAUGACGCUGUUCAAGAGCCCAUUGGAGGAUGUAUCGGAACAGGGUGGUGCGCUGUUGAAUAACACUGAAUUAAAAAUAAUUUUUGGAAACCUUCCUCCUAUCUAUGAAGUUCACAAACAAAUGUUGGAAGAACUACGCUCAGCUGCAGCCAGUUGGAAAGAGGAAAUCAGCAUUGGAAAAAUAUUUCUGAAAUACGUACCAGAUCUAGUCAAAGCAUAUCCGCCAUUCGUAAACUUCUUCGAGAACACCAAAGAAAUGCUGGUAAUGUGUGAUCAAACAAAACCACGUUUCCAUGCAUUUCUGAAGAUAUGUCAAACAAAGCCAGAAUGUGGCCGCCAAAGUCUUCAGGAAUUGUUAAUACGACCAGUACAGAGGCUCCCGAGCAUCAGUCUGCUUCUGAAUGAUAUUUUGAAGCACACUUCAAAAAGCAAUCCAGAUCAUGCUGCUCUUGAAAAAGCAAUUGCAAGUAUUAGAGAGGUAAUGACGCACAUCAAUGAAGAUAAACGCAAGACUGAGGGUCAGCUCGUUAUGUUUGAUAUUUUUAAUGACAUUGACAAUUGUCCACCCCAUUUGGUUUCAUCACAUCGAAGUUUUAUUGUUCGCUGUGAUGUAAUGGAGCUCAGUGAUGGUCUUAGUGGAAGAGGAGAUAAUUUGGUUUUCUUUCUUUUCUCCGAUACUAUGGAGGUAUGUAAGAAGCGAUCAAAGACAUUUAAUUCUCUGAAGAGUCCAAACACAAGCAGUUUGCAUUCAGCAAAAAUGAGUUCAGUGAAACCUUUCAAACAUGUGAGAUUGAUGCCCCUAACACACAUAAAAAGGGUGAUUGAUAUUCGUGAGACUGAUGAAUGCCACAAUGUGUUUGCAUUGAUGUGUCGUAGUAAUCAGGAGUUAAAGGACAAGUUAUACUCAUUCACUAUUGCUGACGAAGAAACGGAGAAGCUGGGCUUCCUACGUACUCUUUGUCGACAAAUGGCUAAUACAGUGUGUAAAACUGAUGCUGAAAAUUUCUUGAUGUCAUUGGACUCUCAUCAGCUGGACAUAGAUACAAGUGAUGUUGCACUUGGCACUCUCAGCAAGGCCUUCAAGUUUGCAUCAAGGACACGAAUGAAGGUGGGAAGGGCAUUUAGCUUUAACAAGACGCCAAGCAAGCUGAAGCGGGCUGUAUCUACCAUGAUGAGUCCAUUUGGCAGCACAACCAACUUGACACCAGCAUCUCAACUUGCACAGAUGAGGCUUGCCAGCUGUAAUAAUCUCAAUGAGCUGGGUUCAUCACCCUCGAAAGAGGAAACGACCCUUGUUGCACCGCUAUCUGUUCAGCCAACAAGAAAAAAUAAAUCAUCGUCAUUAAAUAUGUCUUCAUUAAGGAGAUUAUAACAGAAACUACGGGGGAGCAUAGGAAGGCGCAAUAAACUCUCGCAGCGUGGACGCUGCUCUUGGGUUGAGAACCAAGUUGCAGAUGGUGAUGGGGAUGUGCAGUUAUAGUGCAGCACAAUAAAAAUUCCUGAAGGUUCACUCGUACGUGCUGGAGUGAAAACAUAAUAGAAGCCUUGUAGUUUUACAAGUUCUUGUCUCUGUACCUGCAUUGCAACUGUCCUAUGCUCUUCCGUGUAUUCUUUUUAUGUUUGUGAUUCGUAUUUGAAAUAUUUAUAAGUCACUUUAUACCUGAAAGUCUAAAUAAGACAAAUACUGAAGCUGCACUGCACACAGUGCUGAGUUGAGUAAAUUUGAAUUUCAGAAGAAACUCAUUUAUACAGUACAAGUGAUUCAAGUAAAACACUUUACGCUUAGUAAACACCAGAUAUUUCUGCAAUGAAUGGCAUAAUAAUUUAUUAAUAAUGCUGCGUAUCCGAUGUCCACUAAUUUUAAAAAUUGAUUUGCUAAUUGUAUUAUACAUUGUUCACUAUCAGUUUAUAUUUAAUACCAGAGACAACGAAAUUUUACCUUUCAAUGGUUCGUACGUAACAGAAAUUAGGUGUACGUUGAGUUGAUCAAAUUUCUCGUUUUUAAUGUAGUCAUAAAUUUUUAUGAUAUUUAUUGCUAAACAAUCAAAAGAGAAUGGAAUUUCGAGUGUUCCUCAUGCUACUUCUCAUUUUUCGUAUUUCUUCAUUAUAUCAGUUCAUAUGUAGUGCUAAUGCUUCACUAAUAUCUGUGACCAUUAGUUCCACCCCGUACUGGAACAGCAGACUGAGAUGUCAGGAUAGCUUCGGUAUCUGUUAAUAGUUGACUGUUGUGCGUUGCUGUUUUCAGUACAAUGUCUGUGGAUGUCUUUGUACUUUCGAAUGUACAUGUUGUGAGACACAGAAGUCGAAUGUUUAUAUUUAAUGCAUUUUUGCAUUUCUGUGCCAGUAAUAUUUUGAAAUAUUUAGCAAGAAAUAGCAUAGAUGUUUGAUACAAAUGUGCUCUUAAUGUAUAGAUAUGUAAAAAAAUGUAUAAAUUUUUUUGAUGUUAUAGAUUUUAUAUGUUAAACAAGUCUGUAAUUUGUGCUUUUUCUUCCUCUAUUAGGCGGCAUUUUUGAAAGCCUAAAGUGCUUACUGUACAUGGCACUUGUAAAUAUGUUCUGCCAAGCAUUUUCACAGGCUGGUACUGUCUUGAUGAUCUGUUUGAAACUAAUCUCUGUAACGAUCUUAUGUGAUCUUAAAUACUGGUGUAAGUCUUCAUAGUCUGUCCUGCAGCAUGUAAUAUACACUCUGUUUUGGUUGUGAUAGUUACACUGGACCAUCGUGCCAUGUACAUGGAAGGACCCCCCCCCCCCCCCCAAACAUGUUUAUAUUGGUACAAAAAACUGUAUACCAGUGAAGUGACAUUAA
This is a messenger RNA of Schistocerca piceifrons (Central American locust), 4248 nucleotides long. RefSeq names its product protein ECT2 (gene pbl). Gene Ontology annotation, biological process: regulation of cytokinesis, actomyosin contractile ring assembly; activation of GTPase activity; mitotic cytokinesis. Gene Ontology annotation, cellular component: cell cortex; nucleus. Bases 221 to 2815 code for a protein of 864 amino acids. The record is from RefSeq and is a predicted model, not a curated record. NCBI's taxonomy places the organism in Eukaryota, Metazoa, Arthropoda, Insecta, Orthoptera, Acrididae. Gene Ontology annotation, molecular function: guanyl-nucleotide exchange factor activity; GTPase activator activity. The transcript has 19 exons.